Molecule: messenger RNA, 925 nt
Organism: Metopolophium dirhodum (rose-grain aphid)
Lineage: Eukaryota; Metazoa; Arthropoda; Insecta; Hemiptera; Aphididae
Exons: 5
Coding region: 1-669 (222 amino acids)
Source: RefSeq, a predicted model, not a curated record
AUGUCUCUAAAUGCUCGUCCUAGUGGUGCACAAAAGAGGAAAGCCAAAAACAUUCGACUUGCCGAAACCAAUAAAUUACGACGUUCGUUGGAUAAAUUUUGUAAAAUUGCAAAAACUACCCAUGUCAACACAGAAGAAAAUCAUAACACUGCAACUACUUCUGUAAAGGAAAUACAAUUGGCCUUUAAUGAUGUAUUGGAAUGUACGGUGGAGAAUUAUAGUACAGACAAUGAAUUGGAACUCCAAGAAAAUGUGCCUGAAAAUAUUCUAGUUAAUUUGGCCAACGAUAAAACUUCUAUUGGUGUAAAUUUAAAUUCUAAGUAUCCAACAGACCGAGGAAAUUUUCCUGUUGAUAUUUUAAGCAGUGAUGUCAAAAGAUUAAUUGUUCAGUAUGGUCCAUGUAAACCAGUAAUGGAAUUUCCAUUGGAUACAAAUGUUAUUGAUGAUGUUGUAUCGAAGACUCACAGAAAUUAUGCCUAUUUUAAAUAUUCUUGGAUUGAAGGUAUAAAUGAUUGGCAGCAUUUAUCUCAAAAAAUUGCAAAACAUGAAAAAUCAAUUCAACACAUUGAAGCUGUAAAACUACGAACUAUAUGGAUUAAGAAUCAAACUAAAGAACAUUUUGAGGAAAUGAAGGAAAAGGAGAAAAAGCAUGUGAAGGUAAUUUUUUAAGAACAGUACGACUUCUUGCUGAAUUUGAUCCAGUUUUGAGUACAGUUUUAACUGUUGAAGAAAAUAAGGUCAAAUAUUUGAGUUGGAGUAUACAAAAUGAAGUAAUUGAUUUAUUGGCAACAAAUGUACAAAAUAUAAUUUGUCAAGAAAUUAGAGAAGCACCAUUUUUUGCACUUAUUAUUGAUUCUACUAAAGAUAUUUGUAAAGUAGAUCAAGUUAGUGUGAUAAUAAGAUAUACUAGUAUAAAUUACCCACA